AUGGGAAAGAGGAAGAGAAGAGGGGAUUUGGAGCUUCAACUCCCGGAUGAUAUUCUCUUGAACAUAUUCAAAAGAAUUCCAGCAAAGCCUCUUAUGCGACUCAAGUGCGUUUGUAAGUCUUGGAAAACCCUAAUUUCCAGCCCCUUCCUUGCUAAUUUGCACUACAAAGUCUCACAAACUCGGCCUGAUGCCUCCUAUCUUAUAUUCUAUCUUAGAAAAAACUUUUCAACGAUCCGAUCAAUCUUCCCUACAAAUCUUGAAGCCGCCUUCACAGCUGGACUCCCUACUCAUAACUUCCAGCAAUCUUCACCAUGCACAGAUAUUGUCAAUGGUCUCAUCUGUUUCUUCGACCGGAAAGAUUAUCAACUUAAGAUGCUGAAUAUUACCACCGGGGAAAAGGUAACGCUUCCUUAUCAGCGUCCACUACAAUUCCGUUAUCCAUCAAUGUUUCUGGGAUUUGAUCCUCAUAGGAAGGAAUAUAAAGUGCUCUGCACUUUGGAUUUCGGCAGGCAAGUUAAGUGGAGGAUUCUUACAAUUGGAACGAAUUUGUGGAGGACGAUGGGCAACAAACCACUACUGGAGAAAUUCAAGAAGGGGACAAUUUGUGUGGAUGGAUGUAUUUAUUGGAAAGAUGAAUUGUUCGUAGAUGGUGAAAGAGCUAUACAAUAUUUUCAUGUUGGGGAGGAGAAGUUUGGGAUGGUUUUUCCUCCCAAAAGGACUAAAAGAAUUCGUCAAGUGACACGGAUUGGAGAUGAUCUUGCCAUCGUAUACAGAAAACCAUUUUGUCAUAAUUUGUUGAAGCUAUGGAUAUUCAACAAGGAGGAUAAAAAUUGGGCCAAGAAUGUAAUCAAAUUGCCAAGAAUUCCAGUUUCCAGACUUGAAGUCAUAGGGACAACGCACAAAACUAGUGAAAUCUUGAUGACUACAAAAUUGGGGUACCAUGACAUGUUGCAGUUAGUAUUUUACAAUCUGGAAACAGAAAAUUUAAGGACCAGCAAUAUUUCUUGUCCUGGGAUGCCUAGCAUAGCAGCUGGUAAUCUCCUUUCCUAUGAUGCAAGUGCUACUGUGAGCAAUCAUGUAGAAAACAUUUUUCCACUGGAAUUUUCAAGCCAAGGAACAGCAUAA
Molecule: messenger RNA, 1125 nt
Organism: Coffea eugenioides
Lineage: Eukaryota; Viridiplantae; Streptophyta; Magnoliopsida; Gentianales; Rubiaceae
Product: putative F-box protein At5g52610
Exons: 1
Coding region: 1-1125 (374 amino acids)
Molecular function (GO): protein binding
Source: RefSeq, a predicted model, not a curated record